AGCGCCUGGCACUGGUCCUGGCUGGCCUGCCAUGCUCUGCACCAGCCCAGCGGGCCCCGGUGGGCAUUUCCUGCCUCUUGCCCUUGCCUGGAGGACACCCGACCUGAGUCAAGUGCCUUCCCUCACCUACUGGGUGGAGGCCAGCAGGGGCUAAAGUACCCUCCCCCCUGCUGCUCUGGGCUCUGGAGCUCUCAGAGAGGCAGCCUCAAGACUGCCUGGAGCAGAGGGCCCUGACUUCACCCUGGGACCUGGAGCAGGCCCCGGUGGGCCGGGCACCCCUUUCCUGCUGCCUAAGGACCAGCCGGACUCUUGUUCCGACCAGCCCCAUUGGCCACUGCCUGCAGCCUACCUGCCUGGAGUGGCCCCAGGACAGAGCCUGGGGCAGGUGGGGCAGUGCCCAGCCCCGGGAGACCUGGUGGCAUGGCGUCCAGACCGCAGGCCCAGGGCCCCGGCCAGUGCCCAGCCCCGCUGGGAGCCCCGGCCAGCACCACGGACGGCGCCCAGGAAGCCCGAGUCCCCCUGGACGGGGCCUUCUGGAUUCCGAGGCCCCCAGCAGGCUCACCCAAGGGUUGCUUUGCCUGCGUGUCCAAGCCCCCGGCCCUGCAGGCUCCAGCAGCCCCGGCCCCUGAGCCCUCAGCAUCGCCCCCCAUGGCGCCCACCCUGUUCCCCAUGGAGUCCAAGAGCAGCAAGACGGACAGCGUGCGGGCCUCUGGAGCCCCCCAGGCCUGCAAGCACCUCGCUGAAAAGAAGACCAUGACGAACCCCACGACAGUCAUCGAGGUCUACCCAGACACCACCGAGGUCAACGAUUACUAUCUGUGGUCCAUCUUCAACUUUGUCUACCUCAACUUCUGCUGCCUGGGCUUCAUCGCACUGGCCUACUCCCUCAAAGUUCGGGACAAGAAGCUUCUCAAUGACCUGAAUGGAGCGGUGGAGGAUGCCAAGACAGCCCGGCUGUUCAACAUCACCAGCUCUGCCCUGGCAGCGUCCUGCAUCAUCCUUGUCCUCAUCUUCCUGCGGUACCCACUCACCGACUACUAAGACCCCACCGGGCACCGCCGGCCGUGGAGACAAAGCACUGAGACAUGUUCAUUUUCACGACUGUUGUGAUACGGGAUGCCGUGUGGGGCAGAGCAGGGCAUGUGCCCUGGAGUCCCCCCUGAAGCUGUGCACCGGGCAGCGAGGCCGUCAGAAGCUCCGUAUAGUACAGGGGCAGCGAGCUUCGGGCCGGCGCACCCUCUCUGCCUCCUGACCCUCUGCCUUUGCCUGUUUCUGGGGUCUGUGGGUGUCUCCCUGCGCUGCUGCACCCUGGCUUCCACUGGCUGCCCUCCCUGCCCUCCUGUGCUCCCCUCCCAGGCUCCUGGGGCCCCUCUGACCUGACACCCAGCAAGAAGGGCUUCUGUGGGAGCUUCCCAGUUUGGGGGGGCUGCCAGCAUCUGGGGACUCACUCUACCUUCCCUGACCCCAUCUCCUCCAAGCUGUGACCCUGCUCAGAGCUCUUGUAUCUGUGAACUUUCAAUAAAAUACCUGUCUGGCUCCAA
This is a messenger RNA of Nyctereutes procyonoides (raccoon dog), 1541 nucleotides long. RefSeq names its product interferon induced transmembrane protein 10 (gene IFITM10). NCBI's taxonomy places the organism in Eukaryota, Metazoa, Chordata, Mammalia, Carnivora, Canidae. The record is from RefSeq and is a predicted model, not a curated record. Gene Ontology annotation, cellular component: plasma membrane. The transcript has 3 exons. The coding region runs from base 421 to 1041 and encodes 206 amino acids.